AUGCCAAUACGCGCCCCAUUAUUGCACCAUUUGCGCAGUCGCAUUUCGAACGUCCAGCGUUGCAGUUCCUCAUUGCGUCCAUUGCUCUCGAAUCGUGCCGUCUUCCUCAAUCGGAGUUUUCUACCAACGAGAAGCUAUGCCUCUAUCUCCGCCUCCGAAUUGCAAUUUGGCCAACCUUUGCAUGAGACACAUCCUCAUUUAUUAGAGCCGGGCGAAUGUCGCAUUGUUGACAAUAAUGAAGUGACACCAGGAAUCACUGCUCAGGAAUACGCGCAUCGUCGUUCGAGACUCGCUAAUCGACUUCCCAAAAAUGCCAUUGCGAUUGUUGCCGCGGCGGACAUCAAGUACCGCGCUGCUGGCGUUUUUUACGAAUACCGACAAGACUCGAAUUUUUUCUACCUGACGGGAUUCAAUGAACCCGGUGCAUUGGCCAUAAUUAUAAACGACGGAUCAGGCGACAACCACCUCUUUCAUCUAUACGUUCGAGAAAAAGACCCGAAAAUCGAAUUGUGGGACGGUGCACGAUCAGGAACUCAAGCAGCGUUAGAUGUUUUUAAUGCGGAUGAAACCGGUAACAUCGAACGAAUCAAAGAACUUAUCCUCCCAAUCUUGUCCGAAGCAACCGAGAUAUACACAGACAUCAAAUCUUUAUCUCCCGCAGGAUCCUCGAUAACUCGUUAUUUAUAUGGCAGCGAAGCCGAGUCCGACCUCCAAAAGAUUAUACAAGCGCAUAAAGUCAAACCCCUUCGUCCGGUAUUGAAUGAAUUGAGGGCUUUCAAAAGCGAGAGUGAGGUUGUGAAUCUGCGGCUAGCCGGACAGGCCUCAGGUCGUGCUUUUACGGAUUCGAUGCGCCAGGAGUUCGAUACUGAGAAGGAAUUAUCUUCGUUUUUGCAGUAUCAAUUUCAGGUGAAUGGGUGCAGUGGCAGUKCUUUUGUACCUGUCGUUGGAGGAGGACGGAAUGCACUGAGCAUACAUUAUACUCGGAACGACGACGUAUUGAGAGAUGGGCAACUUGUCCUCGUGGACGGAGGCGGUGUAUGUCCCGACAUGCCCCUGCUACUUGUCUACAAUCUAAUCAAGGAACAGGAAUACGGAGGCUAUAUUGCAGAUAUAACGAGGACAUGGCCAGUAAACGGCAAAUUCACCGGACCACAGCGCGAUUUAUAUACUGCUGUGCUGAACGUACAUAGAACUUGUGUGGCACUUUGCCGUGAGGAUGCGAAUCUAUCCCUCGACCGACUUCACGGUAUUGCGGAGAAAGGCCUGAAGGAACAACUACAGCAGAUAGGUUUCGAUAUGUCUGGUGAUGCUGUAAGGACUCUGUUUCCGCAUCAUCUGGGCCACUAUGUCGGUCUCGACGUGCAUGACUGUGCUGGUUACCCAAGGAGCGUCAACCUGAAGGCUGGACAGUGUAUAACAAUUGAGCCUGGUAUUUAUGUCCCCAAUGAUGAGCGGUGGCCGGAGCAUUUCCGCGGCAUUGGUAUUCGCAUUGAAGACAGUGUUUGCGUGGGUGAUGAGCACCCUAUUGUGCUGACCAUGGAGGCUGUCAAAGAGAUUGACGAUAUCGAGGCUCUUCGCUCAUAG
Messenger RNA from Talaromyces amestolkiae, 1584 nucleotides. RefSeq lists its product as uncharacterized. Gene Ontology annotation, molecular function: metalloaminopeptidase activity; manganese ion binding. NCBI's taxonomy places the organism in Eukaryota, Fungi, Ascomycota, Eurotiomycetes, Eurotiales, Trichocomaceae. The record is from RefSeq and is a predicted model, not a curated record. The transcript is spliced from 9 exons. The coding region runs from base 1 to 1584 and encodes 527 amino acids. Gene Ontology annotation, cellular component: mitochondrion.